CCGAGGCAGGCGGAGGCGGCGGUCCCAGCCCUGGGGCGGGGCCACGCGUGCGGCGCGGAGAAUUAAGGAGCGUGGGUGCCCGCCCCCAGUGCCCCCAUGGCUACCGAGCAGUGGUUUUCAGGGCUGGGCCCCGGGAUAACGCCACCGGCCCUGGAGGACCUGGAGCCCGGGGCACAGCCUUGCGGGAACCCGUCGUGGGCCACGCCGCCCGGCAGGCCGGAGGACCCACCGGCCACGGAGGCCGAGGGCGCCCAGGUACAGGUGGCCGAGGCUGCCACGCUGGACGCAGGCCCCGCGGUGGCGGCCCCGACGCGCCUGACCCUGGACGCGAUGUUCAGUCCCAUCACCGAGCAGCUGCGCUACCUGCUCAAGAAGGCGGACGACUUCCAGAGCUACCUGCUCUACAGGGACCAGGUCCAGAAGGAGCAGCUUGCAAGGGCCAUGCCCACCUUCCUAAGGAUGUGCGAGCCGUACUUCCUGUAUCUGGAGGCCGCUGCACGGAGCACUCCGCCCAUCCACGGAGCCCUGCAGGAGAUGGUCCGGAAGGGGCUGUUGGACAUCUCCCAGCAGCUCACCCUGUGCCUGGAGCAGCUGGUCCUCAUGUACGCCUCCUUCGGCUUCGUGGAGCUGGAGGAGACGGACCCUCUGAGCAUCUCCAGCUUCUUCUGUGGCAGAUUCUCCAUCAACCCUUUCCAGGAAGUAUCCAUCUUCAGGUACUGCGCCCCGGCUGCCUACACCGCCAGCCGUCAGCCCCGCUACCUCUACAAAAAGAUGCGCUGGAACCUGGAAACCACUCCUAAGCCCAGCAGCCAGGGGCAGCACGCCCGUGUGGAUUACUACUUCCUGUGCUACCGAGAUACGUGGGAGGACACGGGCCAGAGUCCGGCCACUUCUUGUCCCCAGAUCCAGAAGCUGUGGUCCAUCGGCAGAUGGGUCCCCCUAGGACCGGAAGACGACGACCUCUAUUCAUGGGUGUCGUGCCCGCAGCCGCCCGGAGACUACCAGCAGCUGCUGACCAUUGGCUUCGAGGAGCCGUCGCACGUGCUGGCCACCGACCUGCUGUUGCAGGUGCUGGCCGGCCAGGCGGGGCCGGCGCGGGGGUGCUGAACCGGGCGCAGGGCGCUGAGUGAAGCAGGGCUGCUCCGCCCUCCAGGAGCAGGGCGUGCGGUCGCCUGAGCUCCCAGGACGGCCGGGUCGGGGUAAGCUGUGCGAACCGAAUUUCACGUUAAAUAAAAGAAAGAGGUCACA
This is a messenger RNA of Cavia porcellus (domestic guinea pig), 1248 nucleotides long. RefSeq names its product chromosome unknown C19orf67 homolog (gene CUNH19orf67). NCBI's taxonomy places the organism in Eukaryota, Metazoa, Chordata, Mammalia, Rodentia, Caviidae. The transcript is spliced from 6 exons. The record is from RefSeq and is a predicted model, not a curated record. Bases 97 to 1107 code for a protein of 336 amino acids.